Messenger RNA from Cuscuta campestris, 866 nucleotides. Lineage: Eukaryota; Viridiplantae; Streptophyta; Magnoliopsida; Solanales; Convolvulaceae. The record is from the annotation of a GenBank genome assembly.
AUAACCCUAGCGCUUCUAUAUUAGGGGUACAAAAUCCUACUCGCCGCUGCUAAUCCCCGUCGCCGCUUCUUCGUCUCCUUCAAGGUAGGGUUUCGUUCGUGAUCCGCCGCACCAAUGGCUCCCAAAGAUAAAGCCACCAAGAAAGUUGAUUCCAAGGCUCAGGCCGAAAAGGUGGCCAAGGCUGUGAAAGGAACUGUCUUUAAGAAGAAGGCUAAGAACAUCCGCACUAAGGUCACUUUCCAUAGGCCGAAGACAUUGAAAUUGGAUAGGAACCCAAAAUACCCUCGCAUUAGUGCUCCGGGAAGGAACAAGUUGGACCACUACCAAAUUCUCAAGUUUCCGUUGACCACCGAGUCAGCAAUGAAGAAGAUUGAGGAUAACAACACAUUGGUCUUCAUUGUUGAUAUCCGAGCUGAUAAGAAGAAGAUUAAGGAUGCCGUAAGCAAGAUGUAUGGCAUCCAGACGAAGAAAGUGAACACCCUAAUCAGGCCGGAUGGAACCAAGAAGGCAUAUGUUCGGCUCACCCCCGACUUUGAUGCACUGGAUGUGGCAAACAAGAUUGGGAUCCUUUAAGCUGAAUAUCAUGUUUUUUUUGUUCAGACAUUUUGUUUACAAUUUUGUUAUUGUUUGUCAUGGGUAGUUUUGAAUUACUAAUGUUCAGAGAUUCUCUCAAUGUUGUUGGACUAGAUUUUUAUAUCGAUGCCUGCUAUGGUCUGCUAUGCAGCUGAGAAAUUCCAAUUAGUGUCAAUCUUUUACAUCUUUUCACAUUUGGUGUGGUAAAUUUCUGGAAAUUGUUCUUUAAAAAAUUAUUACCAGGGUAAUUUUUUCCGCUCAAUAUAAUGAGAUAAGAAAGACUGAUUCUACAU